Molecule: messenger RNA, 969 nt
Organism: Galleria mellonella (greater wax moth)
Lineage: Eukaryota; Metazoa; Arthropoda; Insecta; Lepidoptera; Pyralidae
Gene: CPR128
Product: cuticle protein 19-like
Exons: 4
Coding region: 118-540 (140 amino acids)
Cellular component (GO): extracellular matrix
Source: RefSeq, a predicted model, not a curated record
CCUACCACAUUCGACGCAAUACUGUUGAUACGGUUGCAUUUGUAUUCUCGAACAACCCAGCACCGUUUGUGUAGUGAUUACAUAGAAGCAGUGUUUGUUUUUAUAAAAAUCAAGGAAAUGGCGUUCAAGACGGUAAUACUUGCGUUAAUGUUGGUGGCGUGUGCGCACGGUAGACUGUAUGCGUUCCUGAGACCCGCCAAAACGGCAGACUCGCAGCCGGCUCCAGCCGCCGCUAUCGUGCGUUCACAGCCGAGACUGGGAUAUGAACACCACCACAUACCUGAUGACCAACAUAUUGAUUAUUAUGCGUAUCCCAAGUACGUAUUCAAGUAUGGCGUGAACGACUUCCACACGGGAGACAUUAAAACCCAUCACGAGAGCCGAGACGGUGAUGUCGUAAAAGGUCAGUACACAGUUGUGGAGCCUGAUGGUUCUAUUCGUACUGUGGACUACACCGCCGACAAGCACAAUGGUUUUAAUGCUGUCGUCCAUAAGACCGCCCCAAUUUCGCCCCACGAGGCCGCCCUCUUAAACCAUUAAAACACACAGGAACCUAGCACCAGUUCACCAAUGACUGAGUAUUAGAAGAGUUAUAAAGACGAUUUGUCUUUAUUUACAUACUUAAUGCUCGCAACAUGAUAAUUGUACUAUGAGAUGGCGAUUCUAUUAAAUCGACCAUCCUUUAUGGGGUUUUAAAUUAAAAAUUUGGCCAUUCUUUCGUUAUCUAGUUAUAGUCUAUUUAAUAUUAGAUUAGUAAACGUUGUUAUGAGCCCGUUGAACAAGAGUUGAUCGUUCACGGUUCUCGUUGUUUAUUAUUUCUGUUAUUCUUAUAUUUAUUUAUGUUAAAAGUUGUACCUGAUUAUAACUGUAUUGUUUGUUGAUAAUUUACUUAACAAUAAUGUUGUUGUAAUAUUUUGCACUUAAUGUUUUUUUAUUUAAAUCUAAGCAUUGUCAAUAAAAUUGACUGAU